Molecule: messenger RNA, 1129 nt
Organism: Danio aesculapii
Lineage: Eukaryota; Metazoa; Chordata; Actinopteri; Cypriniformes; Danionidae
Gene: psmd8
Product: proteasome 26S subunit, non-ATPase 8
Exons: 7
Coding region: 31-834 (267 amino acids)
Biological process (GO): proteasome-mediated ubiquitin-dependent protein catabolic process
Cellular component (GO): proteasome regulatory particle; cytosol; nucleus
Source: RefSeq, a predicted model, not a curated record
GCCGGUGUCGUACAUUUUUGCAGAAUCACCAUGGCGUCUGUGUUGAAAGAGACUGCGGGAUUAUAUGAAACAUUGAAAGCCGAGUGGAAUAAAAAGAACCCAAACCUCAAUAAAUGCGGUGAGCUCUUGAGCAAGUUAAAGAUUUCCCUGUUGGAGUUGAACUUUCUACCAACCACUGGGACCAAACUAACCAAACAGCAGCUUAUCCUCGCACGAGAUGUUUUGGAGAUUGGAGCGCUGUGGAGCAUUCUGAAGAAAGACAUCCCCUCAUUCGAACGCUACAUGGCUCAGCUUAAAUGCUACUACUUUGAUUACAAGGAUGAGUUGCCUGAGUCGGCCUACAGGCACCAGUUGCUGGGACUGAACCUGCUCUUCCUGCUCUCUCAGAACCGAGUGUCUGAAUUUCACACAGAGCUGGAAAGACUGAGUGCGAAAGACAUCCAGACGAACGUCUACAUCAGACACCCAGUUUCAUUAGAGCAGUAUCUGAUGGAGGGCAGUUACAACAAGGUAUUUCUUGCCAAAGGAAAUAUUCCCGCAGAGAGCUACACCUUCUUUAUUGAUACUCUUCUUGAUACCAUCCGAGAUGAGAUUGCAGGUUGUAUAGAGAAAGCAUAUGAACAGAUUCAGUUCAAUGAAGCCACGCGGGUGCUUUUCUUUUCCUCUCCAAAAAAGAUGACAGAAUAUGCUAAGAAAAGAAACUGGACUCAGAGUCCUGAUGGAUACUACUCAUUCAGCACCCAGCAUCAAAAGACAGAGGAGGUGACCAUCCCCUCCACAGAACUGGCCAAACAAGUCAUCGAGUAUGCAAGACAGCUGGAAAUGAUUGUGUAGUGUGGAUAUUUGACACAUGUAUACAUAAAGGUUCGCAUUUGUUCACCCAAACAUACAAAUAAAAGCAUUGUACAGUGGCCAUAUAUCUGGACUCAGUUUAGACAGCGGAUGACACGCCCACAAAUAAUGGAUCUCAGAGGCCUACUAAUGAUCAAUAUCUACCUGUUUCAGGGUCUCUCUGUGUAAUUGUCUGUUGGAUGUGUCGUCUUCUGUUUUCAGUAACUCUUGCAUUACUGGUGAUCAUCUAAUAACUGCUCUUAAAAGGAUGUUUUUGGAAAUAAACAUUUAAUACGUA